Molecule: messenger RNA, 2704 nt
Organism: Amyelois transitella
Lineage: Eukaryota; Metazoa; Arthropoda; Insecta; Lepidoptera; Pyralidae
Exons: 3
Coding region: 566-1084 (172 amino acids)
Source: RefSeq, a predicted model, not a curated record
AUGCAGCCGAAGUUAUUCAUCAAUUUCAAGAGUCAACGUUCAAUCAUAAAAUUACUCACAGCUUUGCAUAACACUGGAUUGACCAACAAUAAAUACCAAUAAAGCUGUCGCCGGGGACAGACGGUGUAUUACGUUCCUUGUCACGUAGGUUCAAAAAGUUUUUGCAGUGCAAUCUUAGCCGCUCGACUGGCUAGUUCACAUUCUCAUCGCGUUUCUUGGCGCGCGACCGUUGUAACGAAACGUAUUGACCACUAAUAUCGGUCAAUUUCGGAAACAGAACACAUUAAUCUUUUCGUUUUCAAAAUUUUGUUUACGAUUUAUCUAGCCGGAUUAAAAAAAAAGCGAUACCUACGUAUUUCAUGUUAAAAUUUAAGAUUAAUAUUCAUGAGCAUUAUGUGCCUAUUAUCUAUUCACGUGUUGCAUAUUUUAGACGAUUCAUGACUAAAUUACGAAAUGUUUAAGCUAUUUGAAUAUUAGUUUCAGCAUCCACCGGUACUGUAUUAAUAGUACAGUUUAGUAAAUAAUAUUUGUGAAAUUGCAAAAAAGUACUUACUUAGUUGCGAAAAUGAAACAAAGUGUAAUCUUCUCGUGUGCAACUUGUGUUUUAUUUUUGUUUUGCUGUGUGUAUGGCCAAGAAGCAGUCCUAGAUUUGCCAGUACAAUUAGUGGGUUUUCCAUUUAUAAUAGGAAGUGUGAGAUUGACUAAUUUUAUCAAAAAGUUGUCAUAUUCACUUAAUCCAGCUACCUACCGCUCUCGGAAUCGUCGAGAACUGUCCUUCGCAAGCGAACCCUUCGAGCCAUUUGACGCUCUUGAAGUGGAGAAGUACAUUGUUGGCGAAUUCGGUGCGCGAGCAUGCGUGUUCGAAAGGGUGUGCGCACACUACGCGGCGCGGGCGCAGGCGCAUCCGCGGCCACAGCUGGACUGGCCUGAUGUGUUCAGCCAAUACAAACGUUCAGCGGACAAAGCCAAAGAAUUUUACCUCCUCAGCGUAUUUCUUGGCGACAUCGUGGGAUCCCCACAGCUCUGCCACCAGCUGGCCAAGCGCAGGAGUUGUGAUGACUCCCAACUGCUUGGGAAUGCUUAAACAUGGAGAAUUGUUUAAAACUAUCUAUGUUUAGUUGUUAAUCUAACUGUAAUGAAAGAAAGUUAGUUAUUUCAAAUAUGUAUAGAAAUACUAUUUGUUGUAAAGCAAACUGAAGUCUUCAUAAUGAAAACCUUUACUUCUUUCUUAUUCAGUCCUAAACAAAACUUUCAACGGUGCCUUUUAAAAGUGUCUGGUAAUUACAGAAUUUAGAAAAAUAUUGGGAUUAUUGUGGUGGCUUAGUGACACACUCUCGGAAGAACAGGUGACCGAAAUAUUAUUAAAAACAUAUAUAUUUUUCAGUCGAAUUUGAGCAGAAUUGCUUAUUUCAAAAUGCAUAAAUGCUAUUGAAACUAUAGCUAUGGUUACCCACUUAACUUUUACAGAAAUCUAAAACAACUGUUAUUUUACUAUCGACAUAAUUAUCGGUGAUGUAUAAAUAGGAUCUAAUUAUCUACAUUCGAUCAUUCCUUAGCUAUUAAUUAGAUUAAUUUAUUUUUAUAAUAAAAAAAAGGACAAAGGUAGUAUUAGUAAUAAAAACCACAUCAACUCAUGGUGAUCUAUUUUUUAUUUGUGACACAAGUCACAUAUGUAGGUAUUAUAGGUUUGUUAUCGUAAGAGUUAAUAUUAAUAGUUAGCUAAAUAAUUGCACUAGUUAAAUAAUUGUAAAAUCACCUAAUUGUAAGACACUAAAAAUUCAUUUUAAUCAAAAUAAUAGUUUUAAAGCGCGCAUUAAAAGUUACCUACUUGUGAUAUAGGGAUUAUAGUUUAAAAAAUACAAGUAAAAUAUUAUAGACAUAUAAUACAAUACUCGACCGUAUUAGUUAGUUAGCCAUUAGGGAAUUAAGUUACAUCAACAAAACCUAACUAGAUUAAUCUAACUUCAACCGUGAAUUCUUCCAUUUUGAUGCCACAAUUUGUAACAAGAAUUACUGAUAUAAUUUUUUAAUCAAUAUUAAAAUGUAUUUUUCCGUGAAUCCCAUAUUACGUCUAUCUGCCUUGUUAUAUAGUAUAGGUAUUUCAAACAAUAUUUAGUACAGUCGGAAUAAAUUAUAGAUCGUUAUAAGCUUAGACAAAUUAUUUACUUUUUUUUGUAUAAAAUGUUGCAUUGUAUGUAAGUAGCCGAAUUAGUUAUGCGUCUUCAUGUAAUAUUAAUAUUUAUCUAAAUACAAACACAUAAACACGACUAUAUCCUUUGUCAUAUUACUCGUAGACAGAGCCAACAGUCUUGAAAAGACUGAUAGGCCACGUUCAGUUGGAUUCAAUGAUAGAAUUGAGAUUCAAAUAGCGAUAGGUAUCUAGCCCAUCAUCGCUUAAAAGAAGAAUCCCAAAACCUAUCUUCUAUUCUUUUUUUAUCGUUGUCGGAAACCACAUGACACUUAAUAUUUAUCUAUUUGGUACUAAAUUCAUUGUUUAUUUAUGUAAGCAGGUUGAAAGGUUUUUGGUAAAGGUGGGAUGACUAUUCCUUUUAACACAAUAAUUGAAUGUUAUCCUCUUAAAGGUAAACACCUUUAAGAGGAUAGGGAGGAGGCUGCGUUUUGUAUGUAAAUGUAGGUUUUUAUAUGGAAAAUGUUUUGUUAGCAAAAGUAGCGCUAGUCACAAAUAAAAUAUGAAUAAAACAUC